Molecule: messenger RNA, 1505 nt
Organism: Hypoxylon trugodes
Lineage: Eukaryota; Fungi; Ascomycota; Sordariomycetes; Xylariales; Hypoxylaceae
Exons: 1
Coding region: 415-1362 (315 amino acids)
Biological process (GO): glutathione biosynthetic process
Cellular component (GO): glutamate-cysteine ligase complex
Molecular function (GO): glutamate-cysteine ligase catalytic subunit binding; enzyme regulator activity
Source: RefSeq, a predicted model, not a curated record
GUUACAACCUUUAUCUAUUUACACUUUCCUCGACCAAUAAAAGCUGUAUUGGUCUAGUGUCCGUCUGCGGUGUAACACAGAGGGUCAAACUCAAGCGUUCUGGGGACCAUCAUGUAAUGUAAGUACCUCCGUACUUGGUAGGUAUAAGUCAUAUCCGUCCAUUAUCAUUAUCUCAAGACUUUAGACUCGAACCAAAAAGACCCCACAUUCGAUUUAUAAAGCUUCAGAUUUUCUACUACCCCCCUCCGCAUACAUGCACAUACGAUUGGUAAUAGACUUACCUACCAAGUUAUACCCUUUUUCUACUCUACUACAUAUACUUCAUAUCAUACCCCUUCCUAUUCUUUACUUUUAUUGAAUCCGACCUAUUGUUGGUUGGUUCAUAAUCAUUAAACACAUUCCUCUACUUUCACAAUGACACGAAUAAUCUUAUCUACCGGCAAUAUCAUCCUGGGCGGCCCCUCCAUCAUACGAAAACCAGGCACCUACCGAUCAAAUCUCGAACUCACAAAUUCUCUACGAAGCAAUUUCACGGCCGCGCAACAAGAUUACGGUGCGAUACUCCAAAAUGGUAACGGUCAUAUAAGCAACGGCCAACCAAAUGGACAUACCAAGCACCCCGCGCCAGAAAUCUGGACAGAGAGGGACGAGUCAACUUUGUACGUCCCGCGCAUCGAUUGGGGAUUGGCUGGAUUACAAGAGGAUCGCGCGGCAUACGAAAUAACAGUCAAACUAUUCUUCUUACCUACAGCACCACCGGAAAAGCGAGCAGACUACAUCAGCGAAGCCUUACGACUCGUUACAAAAGAAUUAGGCGUGCGCGACAUCGACCUUCUCAUAAUUUCCUUCCCAAGUAUAUCCUUCGAAGGCGACUGCGAAUAUGAAGCCGACAGGCGAAACGCGGGUAUGGGGAAUGACGAAGAAGAGGUUGCGACGUGGGGUCUGCUGGAAAACCUGCACGACCAGGGCCUGGUCGGCCGGCUCGGUAUUGCCGAAUUCGGAAGUGAGAAGCUAAGGCGCUUUUUGGACGAAGUCAGGAUCCGGCCGGCUGUCGACCAGAUCAACAUCAAGAAUUGUUGCAACGUCCCCCCGCCCUUAACGAAACUCGCCAAAACCGAGCGCAUCGAAUUAUUUACCCAUCACGAUUCUACGGAUAUCCUACCUAGUGGUACGCUGCGGGAAUUACUUGGUCAGGGCCCGCAAGGCGCGGGUGUUCUAGCGGAUGGUGAUGUCCAUGCCAGUGGAUUGAAGGGAGAGAUUAUUCCCGAGUGGGUAGUUAAAUACACGGCGUUUGUCAAAGACAGAGGAGUUAUCGAGAAUAAAGGUUACUUUGCAAGCGCGGAGUCGGUAGAGGAGGUCUGAUUCGAGAAAGACGCGAUCUUUUUCCAUUCUUUGUGCAUACUUUUAGGGGGUCAUUAUACAGCAUAGGUUUUCUGGGAUUCCUUGCAUUAGACCAUAAAUACACAUAGCUAAGCAAAUUUCAGCGCAUAGUCGUUUGAGAACAU